Messenger RNA from Lutra lutra (Eurasian river otter), 2520 nucleotides. RefSeq lists its product as uncharacterized. The coding region runs from base 107 to 1354 and encodes 415 amino acids. Lineage: Eukaryota; Metazoa; Chordata; Mammalia; Carnivora; Mustelidae. The record is from RefSeq and is a predicted model, not a curated record. The transcript is spliced from 9 exons.
GCUGAGCAGACACGGGCUGGGGUGCACUCAGAAAUGGACUUCGAACGUCGCUUGGCACACAGAAGGUGCUUGGGCAGCGCAGGUGGCCCGGAAUGGGACUAGAGAGAUGGCUACAGAGGGGCUGCCUCCAACUGGUGGGGCUUCCAGGCCGCCCCGAGGCACCUGGCAAGCUGCUCUGGCCACAGUUGGAGGGGCUGUCCUGUCACAAAGCCCCCUGAGACAUGAUGUCACACACAGACACCACUGUCCUUGCAAAAGGGAGGGGCAGGGCCCCGGACUCCCAGACCUAGCUGGGCUCCCGUGCCCUUCUCAGACUCAGUCCCGGAGCCAGACGGGAGACGAGGAGGACACUGCCUGGACACUGGUAUGGUCACUGGGUGCUCUGCAGACCGCUGACAUCAUCGAGGUUGGCAACUUUGGCAAACAGGCUCGAAGGCUGUCCUCAGCAAGGCUCCCAAGCAGACUGAAAAUGGUGUUUGGACUGGGCUGCCAGAGAGAGAGGCUCUACAAGCCCCUGUACAUAGCACACCUCUUCAUUCUUGCAGGUGUGGUGUACUACUAUUUUCAGGGGCCUGUGGGGAAGACAGCCCCUGACCAUGACAUGGCUGAGGAGCCCUCACAGCUUGAAGGGGAGACCUUAAGGCCGGUGUGGGGGCCGAUGGAUAAGUGUUACCCUGUGACCACUCAGAGACGCAGAGUCAAGAGCGGGAAGAAGCAAGCCUCUGAGGCCAUGACCCCCAAGGCAAUGGGAGGACUGAGCAGUGCUGCCCCCACGGAGGAGACUGAGCUCUGGUCUCAGCGUGAGGGGGAGGUGAGGCCCCCAGAGGAGGAAGCGGCCAGCCUGGGCCCCGUGGCCAAGGAGGUGGCCGAGGAGCAAGAGGCAGUGGGGACCCUAGGCUGGGAGGUGAGGAAGCCUGGUGUCCCCACAGGAACAUCCCAGCGUGGGCCCUUCUGCGAAGCCCCAGGCGCUGGGGCAGGGGAAUGCGGGUGGGGGGUGGGAGGACCGUGUUGGGGAGGGAGAUGGGUGCCCAAACUGCCAGCCCAGGGAGGAAGGAGCUGUAGGGGGCAGAGCAGCAGCAGGAGUGGCUCGACCCGCCUCCCCUGGCCUCCCCUGGCCUCCCCUGGCCUCCCGGUCUAUGUAAUGUGGCUCCUGUCUCGUCCCACCACUGUGCCCCAUCCUUCCUCCCAGGUGAGCAGAGAUGUCGGACAGGAGACUGUGGCAUACCCUCCGGAAGUGUCUGAGGAGGACAGCGAGGAGGAAAGGCCUGGGGGCUGGGUCCCGCAGCUCCUGUGGAAGCUCUGGCUGGACUGGUUCCCAGCCCCUGACAUCCCAAAGACACAGAACCAUGAGUGACCGAGUGUCCAAUAAAUCCGGAGAUUUGCUGCUUCUGCCGGCCCACCACUUCCUUUCAGGGGCUUUGUCUAAACGCAGUGAGGCCUGGUCCACACUCCCUGCCCAGACGAGCUGCCCCUGAGCUGCCCCCACAACUGCUGGUCCUGCAGGGAGGCCCCCGGCCCCAUGCCAAAGGACAGAGCAAGUUCCCCGAGGGUGGAGAGCUGGGGAGCUCCAUGGCGUGACCACACUCGGAAGGUGCUGGGGGGCCCCCGUCAGGGGUGCUGUUGGGUACGGGGCGGAGGGGUGUUCUCUGGCGAAAGAGACACCCUGACCUCUCUGGUCCGCAAACAGUUCCCUGAAGGCACCAGGGGGUCUGCCCAGGACCGGCUAAGCGGGUGCCUCCCAGGCGCUCAGUUCAGAACCGGCCAGUUGUGGGCGUGAGCACAGCGGGAGGACAGCAGUCCUGCUCUCGGCCGGGGCUAGGGUCCAGGCUAACAGGGUCACGGCCCUGGAAGUCAGAGCAGGACCACCGGACUCAGCAGUUAAUCUGGUGCAAUCAUCCCGUUGGGUUAGGGGGAAACAGAAGCCCAGGACAGGCAGGAACCCGCCCAGGGCCACAGAGAACCCCGGCAGAGCAAGACUGAAAUCCAGGGUGUCCUCCUCCAAAGUCUCCACGUGACCGCCGCCUCCUCUGGCCAUUCCACUCUCACGUGGGUCCGAGGCUGACCCCUGUCCCUAGGGUACCUGGGGUCCCCAGGUCUCACUGCCUACCCCUGGCCAAGUCUCCUGAGAGCCUAGCUUGACUCAGCCACUCAGAGGGCCGUGCCCUAGGUUGGAGCCCCGAUGAGUGUCGUCCUCCUGCUCCAGCCUGGCCACGAAUGGUAACUUUUUGGCAGGUGCCUAGACGCAGGCGUCCCUGAGGAGCUGGGAAAGGCAUCUCACCUAGCUUGGGGUGACUGAAAGGCUUAGGGAGGUGGCUCACUCCUGGACUGCCAAAGGGUUCCCAGGGAAAGUUCUGGCACCAGUGGACUGAGCCCUGGGUGUUUACCUGGCAUCCCCCUUCAUGGCCAUCCCUGGGUUUCCCCACCUUUGAGGGCGUCGUAGAUGAAGGGGACAGAAGAGCUGGUGCUGGGGCACCUGGGUGGUUCAGUGAGUUAAGCCUUUGCCUUCACCUCAGGCCAUGA